Messenger RNA from Rangifer tarandus platyrhynchus (Svalbard reindeer), 426 nucleotides. The record is from the annotation of a GenBank genome assembly. Lineage: Eukaryota; Metazoa; Chordata; Mammalia; Artiodactyla; Cervidae.
AUGGCUGAAGGAGGAGAUGGGGGAGGGAGCGAAGAGCCCCCGCCGAGCCCGGAAUGUCGCGGCGGACAGUCCCUGUCCUCCCCGGGCGACUCCUCGCCAGGUCUCUCCCCCGGAGCGGAACAAAGACGCCGCGAGGAGCGCGUCUGUCCUCGCCUCCCCGCGCCCGCACCCCGCCCUCCGCCUCGCUCGCUGGAGCCCACGCCGCCCUCGGAAACUUUGCAACCAACUUCCCCCCAGAGUUCGCGCGCGCUGCGCAGGGAACAGAAGAAGAAAUGGGGACAAUCGCACGCGGGGACCAGAGAUGCCCCUUGUCCUCAUCCCUCCCGGACGCGGAGGACCACUCCAGGCGCCGCCGGUCCCGGCCCGCGCUCGGGGCGACCCGCGGUGCCAGGGCGAGAGGCACGCAGGUUUCCGCCGCUCCCUUAA